Lathyrus oleraceus (garden pea) is the source of this 372-nucleotide messenger RNA. RefSeq lists its product as uncharacterized. The record is from RefSeq and is a predicted model, not a curated record. The transcript has a single exon. NCBI's taxonomy places the organism in Eukaryota, Viridiplantae, Streptophyta, Magnoliopsida, Fabales, Fabaceae. Bases 1 to 372 code for a protein of 123 amino acids.
AUGGCCAAGAAUUGUCGAUACAAUAAAGAUAAGGGAGCGAAAAAAGGCAAGGAGGAAGAAGUGAACCUUGCACGCCAAGAUUCAGAUGAUUAUGAAGAUAUGGUGGUUAUGGCUACAGUUGCAGCUGACCAUGUCGACUCCAAGAUCUGGUUCCUCGACUCGGGAUGCUCGAAUUACAUGACUGGUCAAAAAGUGUGGUUAGAAGAUUUUGACUCGUCGAAGAAGAGCAAGGUCAGACUUGUUGAUAAUAGCUCGUUGCAAACAGAAGGUACUGGCAACAAAGUUAUUCAAAGGAGUAAUGGAGGAAAAGCAACGAUCAAAGAGGUACUCUAUGUACCUGGAAUGAACUGCAAUCUGCUAAGUGUUGGAUAA